AUGGCCACCGACGUGAGAAUCGCCCAAGCGAUUGGCACCAUUGGCUGCGCAAUCGCAGCAGGUGGAAUCGCCACACUGUCAAUAAUAAGCAUCCCAACUCUUCUUGUUCCAGCCCGUCGUCCUGCAAAUGCGACGCUACCAGCCCAAGAUACCCCAGGAACGCCGGCCACCCACCUGACACACCAGUGGUUCAAUCUGUACGAUCGUGGUCACUUGAUUUUCCCCGGCACAGCGGUAGUGUCAUCACUCGCAAACCUCUAUGUUCUCUGGGAAUUGCGGGAUUCCCCUACCCCCGCCCCAGAUCUUCUUGGUGGCAGCUGGUCCACGUCCUAUAUGCUUGCUAUUGGGUUCACGAUGAGCAUUGUACCCUUUACGCUAGCACUUAUGAGGAAGACCAAUGAUAAACUGAUGGCUCAUGCGAAGAGGGAUGAUGCGGCUAACGCGGAGGGUACGAAGGAGAUGGUGGUUAGUCCACAGGAAACGGCGAAGCGAGCGCGGGAGGAUGACGAGGUGCUUGGGCUUUUGCAGUAUUGGUCGAAGCUGAACCUGAUCAGGGCUUCGCUUCCGCUUAUGGGGGCUGGCAUUGGGUUCUAUGCUGCUGUUUCCAGCUGGGUGCUUCCUUGA
This is a messenger RNA of Penicillium paradoxum, 624 nucleotides long. Its product is annotated as anthrone oxygenase family protein. Lineage: Eukaryota; Fungi; Ascomycota; Eurotiomycetes; Eurotiales; Aspergillaceae. The transcript is spliced from 2 exons. The coding region runs from base 1 to 624 and encodes 207 amino acids. The record is from RefSeq and is a predicted model, not a curated record.